Gadus chalcogrammus (walleye pollock) is the source of this 2435-nucleotide messenger RNA. RefSeq names its product SNW domain containing 1 (gene snw1). Gene Ontology annotation, cellular component: spliceosomal complex. The transcript has 14 exons. Bases 4 to 1665 code for a protein of 553 amino acids. Gene Ontology annotation, biological process: mRNA splicing, via spliceosome. The record is from RefSeq and is a predicted model, not a curated record. NCBI's taxonomy places the organism in Eukaryota, Metazoa, Chordata, Actinopteri, Gadiformes, Gadidae.
UCUAUGACCUGUGGUGCGCAUGCUCAGCUCCUGGCUAGGGAAGAAAGGAAAAUGUCGCUUUCGAGCUUUUUACCCGCGCCGACCCAGCUGUCGCAGGACCAGUUGGAGGCAGAAGAGAGACUCCGGGCCAAGAAGUCGUACUCGACCGUCGUGGUAUCCUCUCGCAAUGAACCCCCGCCAUACGAGCACCGAAAGGGCUGGGUUCCUCGUGCACUUGAGGACUUUGGAGAUGGAGGGGCUUUUCCCGAGAUCCACGUGGCCCAAUUUCCCCUGGAGAUGGGCAGGAAGAAGAAGACGUCCAAUGCCCUUGCUGUGCAGGUUGACGCCGAAGGGAAGAUCAAAUAUGAUUCAAUCGCCAGACAGGGACAGGGAAAAGAUAAGGUGGUCUUCAGUAAAUACACCGACCUGCUUCCCAAGGAGGUCCUGAACGAUGACGCCCCAGAGCUCCAGCGGCCCGAUGAGGAGGCUGUCAAGGAGCUUACAGACAAGACUCGGGCUGCCCUGGACAAACAAGUGUCUCAGAAGAUCGCCGCUGCAAUGCCUGUGAGGGCCGCAGAUAAACAGGCUCCUGCCCAGUACAUCAGAUACACUCCAUCUCAGCAAGGAGUGGCCUUCAACUCGGGGGCAAAGCAGAGGGUCAUCCGCAUGGUGGAGAUGCAGAAGGACCCAAUGGAGCCCCCCAGAUUCAAGAUCAAUAAGAAGAUUCCCAGGGGUCCCCCCUCUCCCCCGGCCCCUGUUCUGCAUUCCCCGAGCAGGAAGAUGACGGUCAAGGAGCAACAAGAGUGGAAGAUUCCUCCCUGCAUCUCCAACUGGAAGAACGCCAAGGGUUACACCAUCCCCCUGGAUAAGCGUCUGGCAGCUGACGGCCGAGGUCUUCAGACCGUUCACAUCAACGAGAACUUCGCCAAGCUCGCCGAGGCACUCUACAUCGCUGACAGAAAGGCCAGAGAGGCGGUGGAGAUGCGUGCCCAGGUGGAGAAGAAGAUGGCCCAGAAAGAGAAGGAAAAGAAGGAAGAGAAGCUCAGGGAGCUGGCCCAGAUGGCUCGAGACCGCAGGGCUGGGAUCAAAGGUCACGGAGACAAAGGGGGUGAGGACACCGAGGCCAGGGAGCGCGACGAGAUCCGCCAUGACAGACGGAAGGAGCGGCAGCACGACAGAAACAUCUCCAGGGCCGCCCCCGAUAAGAGGUCCAAACUGCAGAGAGACCAGGAUCGAGACGUCAGUGAGCUCAUCGCGCUGGGUGUGCCCAACCCCCGCACCACCAGUGAGGCCCAGUACGACCAGAGACUGUUCAACCGCAACCGGGGUAUGGACAGCGGUUUUGCGGGCGGUGAGGAUGAAACGUACAACGUGUACGACCAGCCCUUCCGCAGCGGCAGAGACAUGGCCCAGAACAUCUACCGUCCCAGCAAGAAUAUCGACAAGGACGCGUACGCAGACGACUUUGAGAACCUCACCAAAAACAACAGGUUCGUGCCCGACAAGGAGUUCACCGGGGCGGACCACGCCCAGCGGCGGGAUGGCCCGGUGCAGUUCGAGGAGGAUCCCUUCGGUCUGGACAAGUUCUUGGAGGAGGCCAAGCAGCACGGCGGCUCCAAGAGGCCCUCCACCAGCGGGCGCUCCAACAAGGACGACUACCACGACAAGAAGCGCCGCAAGGAGUGAGCGCCAACACCGCUGCACUGGUGCUAGCGGCGGCGGCUGAGGCUACGCAGCGGCCCUGGGGGGGCUUUGGUAGGACGGAUCGGUUCUUUCAGACCCCUUUGGGGACCCUGCGAGUUCUAUCUGGAACGUUCUGCUGGUUGUUGUUUUUGUGUUGUUUCGGGGUUCUUCCGUUUUUGAAGGAACCCUGAACGAUACAAAAGAGGCCAACAGAAUAUUCAAAAUGUGGCUCAUUUUGAAAGAGGAUGAAUUGUUUUCGUUUUUGACUUUCUUUUACCACGGAGAGUUGCGUUUUGGUUGCUAGGUGAUUUCAAGUGAGUUUACAGCAGUGGUGUUGUCGGCAGUCUGCCAGAGCUGUUUCUGCAUCUCACUAUUUUACUGUUCUCCUUGUAAGCUGCAACCAAUGGCAAUUCAAAGCCCUGGUUAUGUCUUCUUAUUUUUUGUAUAACCAAACCAGCCCCUACAGAAAACUAUCUGGGACUGUUUAUAUUUACUCAUUUGUCUUUAGAAUUUCACCAUCCCAAUGCAAAUAACGAAAUAUUUGCGAAUAAUGUUUUUAUUUAAGUCAUGAGUGUAUUUGUGAAAACAUUUAGCAGCCAAACUUAUACAUACGAUAGUGUAUAGCAUUCCUGUGAAUCCAGCGUACCGUUCCUUACCAUGAUCUAUAAAAUGUUUGACGGAUACAACCUCUGUUAGUGCUUGGAUUUAAAGAAAAGCUCAUCUCUAUAUUUCUUGUACAGUAAAAUACAUUUCCUACCAUGGGAAAGAAAGUC